AAAUAAGACCGUGUCCUUGCCAUUACAGAACUUAAAUUUUUAGUAGGGAGGCAGACGUUAAACAGAAAGGACGCAUAAUUACGUGAUAAGAAUUACAAAGGGGAAAGUAGAAAGGGCUCUGAAGGUGACUGACAAAGAAUCUAUCUAACCUAGACUGGGGAAGUCAAGACGGUCAGCUGAGAUCUGACUCAAGAGCGAGCUCUGGCCGCAUGAGAAGUGGGAGGAAAGAUUCCAUCAGUUUAUCUCCGACUCCUCAACCCGUGGCCUGGCACACGGCGGAGCACGGGGAUGUUUCUGGUGGUCUAGUCUCAGAAACUUUAUCUCCAGUCUCCACCAUGAUUCCCUUCCAAACCCAGUGGUGCCCAGUUGCCUCCAGGCUUCAGACUCCUAUGUGGACAAGAAAAGCUUACUAAGGAAAUGGUAAUUCUCCAGUUGCUCCCUGAGGUGGUAAGUGGCCCGUUGCAGCCCAUGGAGAUCCACUUCAAUUAUGAAUCUCAAGAACACCGCCUUCUGUCAGAUGGUGAGACUAAGACCAAGAUUGGAGAGGUGGCUUCAGAGGAGGAAAUUACAACAAAAAUUGAACCAUUGCCUGAGGAGUCUGGCAACCCCAGAAAUGAUGUUCUCCAGGAUUCUGAAUGCAGAGGAUUCUGUGAAUUUGGAGAUACAUUAAAUGAAAAGGAUCAAAAUCUCUUUAACAGAAGACAACAUAACUGUGAUGAAUGUGGGCAAAGCUUUGCUUGGAGUGCAGGCCUUAUUAGGCAUCGAAGAACCCAUUGGGAGAAACCCUAUGAAUGUGAUAAGUGUGGAAAGGCCUUUAGUGUGAGCUCAGCUCUGGUUCUGCAUCAGAGAAUUCAUACUGGGGAGAAACCCUAUCCGUGUACUUGGUGUAUUAAAAGUUUCAGUCGGAGCUCAGACCUUAUUAAACAUCAAAGGGUCCACACUGGUGAAAAACCUUAUAAAUGUGAUGAAUGUGGGAAAGCCUUCAGUCAGAGUUCCGAUCUUAUUAUCCAUCAGAGAAUCCAUACAGGAGAAAAGCCCUAUCAGUGCAGUCAUUGUACUAAAAGCUUUAGCCAGCGCUCAGACCUGGUUAAGCAUCAGAGAAUCCAUACUGGAGAGAAGCCUUACACGUGUAACCAGUGUAACAAACAUUUUAGUCAGAGUUCUGAUGUUAUUAAACAUCAAAGAAUCCACACUGGAGAGAAACCAUAUAAAUGUGAUGUGUGUGGAAAAGCCUUCAGUCAGAGCUCAGAUCUUAUUCUGCAUCAGAGAAUCCACACUGGGGAGAAACCAUACCCAUGUAAUCAGUGUAGCAAAAGUUUCAGCCAGAACUCCGACCUUAUUAAACAUCGAAGGAUCCACACUGGAGAAAAACCCUAUAAAUGUAAUGAGUGCGGUAAAGCUUUUAAUCAGAGCUCAGUCCUUAUUCUGCAUCAGAGAAUUCACACUGGGGAGAAACCCUAUCCAUGUAAUCAGUGUAGCAAAACCUUCAGUAGACUUUCAGAUCUUAUGAAUCACCAGCGAAUUCACACAGGAGAGAAACCUUACCCAUGUAGCCAGUGCAGUAAAAUGUUUAGCCGAAGAUCAGACCUUGUUAAACAUCAUAGAAUUCAUACAGGUGAAAAGCCCUAUGAAUGUGAUGAGUGUGGGAAAACCUUUAGUCAGAGCUCAAAUCUUAUUCUACAUCAGAGAAUCCACACUGGAGAGAAACCCUAUCCAUGUAGUGAUUGUCCUAAAAGUUUUAGUCGUCGUUCAGACCUUGUUAAACAUCAAAGAAUACACACUGGAGAGAAGCCGUACGGGUGUAACCAGUGCAGUAAAAGUUUUAGUCAAAGCUCAGACCUCACUAAACAUCAGAGAGUGCACUCUGGGGAAAAGCCCUAUCAUUGUGAUCAUUGUGAGAAAGCCUUCAGUCAGAGUUCCGACCUUAUUCUUCAUCAGAGAAUUCACACGGGAGAAAAACCGUACCCAUGCCCACAGUGCAACAAAAGUUUCAGCCAGAACUCAGACCUCAUCAAACAUCAGAGAAUCCACACUGGGGAGAAACCAUAUAAAUGUCUUGAAUGUGGAAAGGCUUUCAGUCAGUGCUCAGCUCUUAUCCUACAUCAGAGGAUCCACACUGGGGAAAAACCAUAUUCAUGUGAUCAGUGUGGCAAAAGCUUUAGUCGGCGCUCUGAUCUCAUUAACCAUCAAAAAAUCCACGCUAGUGAAAAGCCAUAUAAAUGCGAUGCAUGUGGGAAAGGCUUCAGCACAUGCACUCAACUUACUGAACACCAGGGAAUCCACACUGGGGAGAAACCCCACCGGUGUAGUCAGUGCAACAGAAGUUUUAGCCAGCUCUCUGAUCUUACUGAUCACGAGAUAGUCCAUUCUGGGGAAGACACUAAAUGUGAUGAAUGUGGGAAAACCUUUGGGGUAUACACCAACUUUACUCAGUACCAGAGACACUACACCAGAAAAAAAUCUUAGGAAUGCUAUUGAUGAUUAUGAAAAAGGUUUUAAUCAAUGCUCAACUCUUUUGCUACAGUAAGGGGGAAAAAAACCACUGGACAGAAAAUAAUUUUUACAAUGAAAGUUUCACUGAGAGACAUUACUAAACUUAAAAAUUCUGAGGAGGAAUCCUGUAAUUGGGAAAAGCUUCAGUGUGAACAAAAAUGUUACUGAAGGUCAGCAACAAUGGAAAGGAAUUUCUGUCUGCUAAAAUGUAAAACAAAAACAAAAACAAAAACCUUUAGUCUUUUAUUCAAAUAUAGUCCACAAGGGAAGAGUUUUAUCAUUAAAGAAAUGUAUAAGUAUUAAUGCAGAACCUUAUCAGAUAUUGUAAAAAUCAGUGUGAUGGGGUGUGCAAUCAGAACUCAGAAAGAAGUGUACUAGUGUUAUAAUCUCAAACCUUUAGAGAGCCCUAAUUACCUAUUGCAUAUCCGAGAAGUCACCUUAGAGAAUGUAGGGAAAACUGAAUUCCCUUCCGUAUCUUAAUUGGCAUGUAUUCUGAUGAUCAACAUGCCAUUUAUCUCCUGACAAUGGAAGAGUCCUACCUUAUGCUACUGUUAAUUAUCUGUCAUUAAAUUCCCUCUGUGUGAACAUGCUAUGCUAUUCUGGUAUUAAACUUAUUAACUACGUAACUCCAGUGUCCCAUUUUCUCAGAAAAUUUUCUUUGGCCUAGUUUUGGUUUUCCUAAUGCAUAUGACUUUUCAAGUUCCUGCAGUAUUCACAGCAAAUAUGGACUUGUUUUGCUUUCACUAAUGUAGCCCAUAAACUUGAUUGGUUUGAAAUCCUUCUUCACUACCAUUUAAUCACAGCUCCUAAAUAUGUGAAACAAUUUUUUUAAAAAAGACUUCCAUAUGUCAGAGUGUAUUUCUCUUCCACUAUGUGUAUCUUGUCUCUAUAGAUUGAACAAAAAUGAGAGCCAAAGUAAUAUCCAGUAUGACUAAUUUGUAUAGCAUAUUCUGUCUAAAAAUAAAAAGACAUUGAUUUUUUUCAAGUGGCAA
Prionailurus viverrinus (fishing cat) is the source of this 3485-nucleotide messenger RNA. Its product is annotated as zinc finger protein 271-like. Gene Ontology annotation, molecular function: DNA-binding transcription factor activity, RNA polymerase II-specific; RNA polymerase II cis-regulatory region sequence-specific DNA binding. Gene Ontology annotation, biological process: regulation of transcription by RNA polymerase II. NCBI's taxonomy places the organism in Eukaryota, Metazoa, Chordata, Mammalia, Carnivora, Felidae. The record is from RefSeq and is a predicted model, not a curated record.